CUUGCACAAGUUUAGACAACAGGCAGGGAGGCGACACUAGCUAGCAGUAGGCUAAGCGAGUCGGAGCCGUCUGAUCGUCACAGAACUUAACAUUUUAUCCGGAUUUAAAACAACAGACGGCGAUACCUUAUGAUUAAGUUUUUGUUUUCGAAUUAAACAAAAUGUCUACCCCAGCACGACGGCGUUUAAUGAGGGAUUUUAAACGACUGCAGGAGGAUCCUCCAGCAGGAGUUAGCGGAGCACCUUCAGAAAAUAACAUCAUGGUCUGGAACGCUGUCAUUUUUGGCCCAGAAGGGACACCUUUUGAAGAUGGAACUUUCAAACUCACAAUAGAAUUCACAGAAGAGUAUCCGAACAAACCUCCCACAGUCCGAUUUGUAUCCAAAAUGUUUCACCCCAAUGUUUAUGCAGAUGGUAGUAUAUGUUUGGACAUUCUUCAGAACCGCUGGAGUCCAACUUACGACGUUUCUUCAAUUUUAACAUCUAUACAGUCUCUAUUGGACGAGCCGAACCCAAACAGUCCUGCCAACAGCCAGGCAGCUCAGCUUUACCAGGAGAACAAGCGAGAGUAUGAGAAGCGUGUGUCUGCCAUUGUGGAACAGAGCUGGCGGGAUUGUUGACCUCACGUAUGGACAAUACUCUGCCUCAGCUACUGAGAGGAAAACCAUCACGUAAAGAAUAAAAUAUAUCUACGUUAUGUUUUGAAUACUCUUCUUACUCUGUAGAGUCGUCUGUUCUGUAGCUGUCGCAAGGUUAGACUGCUGUUGUCAUAGCCUCCCUCUUCAUGCUGAAUCCUGUUCGUGGACAAGGAUGAUGUUUUCUUGAUUUAACUGAAUGUACCUUGCCAUCUCAAGGUUACAAGCAUUUCUUUGAUUUGUGUGUGAAUGCUUUGAUCUCUGUGCAGGAGCUUGUCAUGAACACAUGCUGUCUAGUUUUGGUUUGAUCCUGUACUGUGAGCUGAUUGCAUUAGAUUACUAACUGGAUGUAAAUGGAUGCUCUGGUUGUGGGUUCCACUGAAUGGAGCUUUACGGAAGAUCCCUGCUUGCAUCUGUUGGUUUCUUUAACUAUUUGUUACAAAAUACGUGUUCUUUUUAUUGACCCCAGUCCAGUUUUAACGUGAAGAUGACCUUGGUGGAAGAAGGCCGAUAUACAGAGCUUCCUAUCCAUCUAAAUUUCUUUAUUUUUAAAUUUGAAGGGGUUAUCAGACUUAUAAACUGAGUACAGUUUCUAUAUGAUGUGCUAAAAUUUUACAAGUGCUAGUUUCUCAAAGUCUUGUAUAAAGUAUACUUUUUUUUUUUUUUUAAAUAAAAGUAUGACAGUAAGAGGUCUGUCUUAAUUUCAGAAGCCUUUAUCCCAAGUCUAGCCUUCAUAUCUGAAAUAUGUACAGUAGUAAUGAUUUUUGACUUGUUAUAUCCCAACUGCAUGACUCUUCGGUGCUUUUUAUUUUGUUUUUAGAGUGUUUUUCCCAGCACCCUGUGGAUCAUGUACUUCACUGCCUGGGCUUGAUGCUGUUUGCUUUUAUGCAAUAUUAAUUUGAAUUCUUUAAGGUCAUCAUUUUUCAAAAGCACAUCCAGAGUUUGAGUUGGAUUUGUACUUGGAUUUGAAACUGUACAUUUUCUCACUUCUUGUAAAUAAACAGUAAAUUAAUCUCA
Molecule: messenger RNA, 1652 nt
Organism: Hemibagrus wyckioides
Lineage: Eukaryota; Metazoa; Chordata; Actinopteri; Siluriformes; Bagridae
Gene: ube2a
Product: ubiquitin-conjugating enzyme E2A (RAD6 homolog)
Exons: 6
Coding region: 162-620 (152 amino acids)
Biological process (GO): proteasome-mediated ubiquitin-dependent protein catabolic process; DNA repair; protein polyubiquitination
Cellular component (GO): HULC complex
Molecular function (GO): ubiquitin conjugating enzyme activity
Source: RefSeq, a predicted model, not a curated record